Messenger RNA from Heterotrigona itama, 493 nucleotides. The record is from the annotation of a GenBank genome assembly. NCBI's taxonomy places the organism in Eukaryota, Metazoa, Arthropoda, Insecta, Hymenoptera, Apidae.
GACGAGGGAUCGAUCUCGCUGCAUAUUUUUUCUGGGACGCACAUCAGUGAUAUUUUUAUCCUCAAAACGUUCAUUGGACGGCGUAAAAGUAUAAUUGAAAGUGAGGAGAGUAGUGAUGAAGUAAAUUUCAUCGAGUUCAGACUCGGAUAUUCAAAAAUGACCUCUGUUGAUUCAGUGGACAAUAACCAUUGGAACGAAUUCGUUAACAGGCAACAGUCAUUUCCGUUCACCGGAAAAAGUGGGCUUCUGAUGGAUUUAACGUCUGACAUUAGCGCAAGUGAAGUGCUUUCGUUAUUCUUAGAUGAACAAGACGAACUUUGUCGACUUUUAUACGAGCUAUAAAUUAGCACUCAAAUUUUUAAAUUUUAAGACACAUGUCGUUGGAACGGUACGGUACAACAAAAAAUUUAUGUCAAAUUUUAUAAUGUCGUAUCCAUUGAAGAGAGGUGAGAUGAUAGCACGAGAAGAUGCCAACGGUAUUAUGGUGCUCAAA